AUGAGGAAUGUUCUAAGGGAACCUGCAUUAAGUGGAAGGAGAGGGGAUGGUGGAGCCGUAGGAUCAAUUGCAGUGGGCAUUGACAGAGACAACGCCAGCAGACAAGCCCUCAAGUGGGUCCUACAGAAUGUCAGCUCCAGAUAUCAGACAGUCAAAUUGGUCCAUGUUCUUCAAAGGUCUGCCCUCUCUCCAUCGCUUUCGCAUUCACCGCGUCAUGCCAUGCCAUACAAUGGAAUAGAAAUAGAAUGGAACGGAGUUCAAUGCGAGGUGGUACUGGUUGAAGAUUUGGAUAUUGCCAAAGGAUUAGUCGAUUUUGUUUCCUACUAUGCAGUCGAGAACUUGUUCCUUGGCGCUGCCACCAAAAGUUUUUCCAGAUUAUUCAAGACUGUGGACACCCCAAGCUCCGUGAUGAAGUCGGCCCCUGACUUUUGCAAUGUAUAUGUGAUUGGGAAAGGAAAGGUUGCGAGCGCACGAACCGCAUCCCGUCCUGCACCCACUGCCAUAGCUGAGGGGGCGAGGCUCGAUGGGUUUGGGCAACCAAGACGUGGAAGUUUGAGCGAGAGACCGUAUGAUGAGAUCCCCACGGUUGAGAGUCUUGAGACCGAUCAGAUCUCAUAUGUGGAUUCUGCAAGGCUAAGCACGGACAGCAACUUCCUCUCUUUCUACGAAACUCUCGGGUCGCCGCUACAAAAUGACUCUCACAUGCGCUUGGACUUCGAGGAAUUUGACUUCGAUCAGGACCUACUUACAGGAUCGAACCAGCAAGUUGAUCUCGACCUAGACAACGAGUUGCCUGCAUUGAUUGCAUACAACAACGAACAGGGGGCACAAGCAUCAAACAUCGGUUCGCCUGAUGAUGAUACGAGAAGGCUAAUGAUGGGGCUCCAACGAACAAUGGAUAUGUAUCAUGCAGCCUGCAAAGAAGCUAUCACAGCCAAACAGAUGGUUCUUGAACUUGGCAAAUGCAAAAUAGAAGCAGAGAGGAAGUUGCAGGAUGCGCACUUGGCAGAGAGAGCUGCUGUGGCGAUGAUGGAGAAGGAGAGGGCAAGAUGCCGGGCAGCGCUCGAGGAGGCAGAGGCCGCUCGGUGGUUAGCAGACCAUGAGCUUCAGAAGAUGCUUAGCGCGGAGACGAGAGCACUCAAAGAGGCAGAGGAGAAGAGGAGGAUAAUGGAUGCCACAGGACUCUCCGAUAUGGUCAUCGAGUAUAGGAGCUUGUUCCACAUGAUCAGAGAUUGUCCAAUCUGGCAUCAUGUCGGUUUCGAGGAUGUGGUUUGUUUCUGCAACACGAAUAACUUGGAGAGGUAA
This is a messenger RNA of Punica granatum (pomegranate), 1305 nucleotides long. Lineage: Eukaryota; Viridiplantae; Streptophyta; Magnoliopsida; Myrtales; Lythraceae. The record is from RefSeq and is a predicted model, not a curated record.